AUAAAUGACGUGCCGAGAGAGCGAGCGAACGCGCAGCCGGGAGAGCCGAGUCUCCUGCCUCCCGCCCCCCACCCCUCCAGCGCCUGCUCCUCCUCCGCUCCCCAUACACAGACACGCUCACACCCGCUCCUUCACUUGCACACACAGACACACGCGCGCUCACACGCUCCGCACACACACUCCACUCUCUCCCGCGCGCUCACACCCCUCUCGCCCGGCGCCUUCGCCCCUGUCGCGCCGCGCCGCGCCGCAGCCGGACGCCCCUCCAGGGCUCACUUUGCAACGCUGACAGAGCCGGCAGUGUCCGUGGAGGUGGGAAACGUGGCGACAUCCUACCCCCUGGUCGCAGUCGGAGACUGGACGCCAGCGGAACCUCUCGGCGGCGCUCUCCCAUGAGUUGGGAUCGCAGCAUCCCCCGCCAGCCGCUCACCGCCUCUGGGAGCCGCUGGGUUUGUGCACCGCAGCCCUUCCGGGACAGCAGCUGUGAUUCUCCCCCAAUCCAGAUUUCGGGGUCGCAAUCUAGAAACUCGCUCUAAAGACGGAACCGCCACAGCACCCAAAGCCUACUGCGGGAGAGCGCAGCCCGACAAGCCCGGGUGCUGAGCCUGGACCCUCAGCAGAGCGGGCCAGCACAGCGGCUGCUUCGCCUAUCCCGACGUCCCCGCCUCCUACACUCUCAGCCUCCGCUGGAGAGACCCCCAGCCCCACCAUUCAGCGCGCAAGAUACCCUCCAGAUAUGCCCUGCGUGCAAGCCCAAUAUAGCCCUUCGCCUCCGGGGUCCACUUACGCCACGCAGACUUAUGGCUCGGAAUACACCACAGAAAUCAUGAACCCCGACUACGCCAAGCUGACCAUGGACCUCGGUAGCACGGGGAUCAUGGCCACCGCCACGACGUCCUUGCCCAGCUUCAGUACUUUCAUGGAGGGCUACCCCAGCAGCUGCGAACUCAAGCCCUCCUGCCUGUACCAAAUGCCGCCUUCCGGGCCUCGGCCUUUGAUCAAGAUGGAAGAGAGCCGCGAGCAUGGCUACCACCACCACCAUCACCAUCACCACCAUCAUCACCACCACCACCAGCAGCAGCAGCAGCCGUCCAUUCCUCCUCCCUCCGGCCCGGAGGACGAGGUACUGCCCAGCACCUCCAUGUACUUCAAGCAGUCUCCGCCGUCCACUCCGACCACUCCAGGCUUCCCCCCGCAGGCGGGGGCGCUGUGGGACGACGAGCUGCCCUCUGCGCCUGGCUGCAUCGCUCCGGGACCGCUGCUGGACCCGCAGAUGAAGGCGGUGCCCCCAAUGGCCGCUGCUGCGCGCUUCCCGAUCUUCUUCAAGCCCUCACCGCCACACCCUCCCGCGCCCAGCCCAGCCGGCGGCCACCACCUCGGCUAUGACCCCACGGCCGCAGCUGCGCUCAGUUUGCCCCUGGGAGCCGCGGCAGCCGCGGGCAGCCAAGCCGCUGCGCUCGAGGGCCACCCGUACGGGCUCCCGCUGGCCAAGAGGACGGCCACGCUGACCUUCCCUCCGCUGGGCCUCACAGCCUCCCCUACGGCAUCCAGCCUGCUGGGAGAGAGCCCCAGCCUACCGUCGCCACCCAAUAGGAGCUCAUCAUCCGGCGAGGGCACGUGUGCAGUGUGCGGGGACAAUGCUGCCUGCCAGCACUAUGGAGUCCGCACCUGCGAGGGCUGCAAGGGCUUCUUCAAGAGAACUGUGCAGAAAAAUGCAAAAUAUGUUUGCCUGGCAAAUAAAAACUGCCCAGUAGACAAGAGACGCCGAAAUCGAUGUCAGUACUGCAGAUUUCAAAAGUGUCUCAGUGUCGGGAUGGUUAAGGAAGUUGUGCGUACAGAUAGUCUGAAAGGGAGGAGAGGUCGCCUGCCUUCCAAACCAAAGAGCCCACUACAACAGGAGCCCUCGCAGCCCUCCCCGCCAUCUCCUCCGAUCUGUAUGAUGAAUGCCCUCGUCCGAGCUUUAACAGACGCAACACCCAGAGAUCUUGAUUAUUCCAGAUACUGUCCCACCGACCAGGCCACUGCAGGCACAGAUGCCGAGCACGUGCAGCAGUUCUACAACCUCCUGACGGCCUCCAUUGAUGUGUCCAGAAGCUGGGCAGAAAAGAUCCCGGGAUUCACUGAUCUCCCCAAAGAAGAUCAGACGUUACUUAUAGAAUCAGCCUUUUUGGAGCUGUUUGUUCUCAGACUUUCCAUCAGGUCAAACACUGCUGAAGAUAAGUUUGUGUUCUGCAACGGACUUGUCCUGCACCGACUUCAGUGCCUUCGCGGAUUUGGGGAGUGGCUCGACUCCAUCAAAGACUUUUCUUUAAAUUUGCAGAGCCUGAACCUUGAUAUCCAAGCCUUAGCCUGCCUGUCAGCACUGAGCAUGAUCACAGAGCGACAUGGGUUAAAAGAACCAAAGAGAGUGGAGGAGCUAUGCAACAAGAUCACAAGCAGCUUAAAGGACCACCAGAGGAAGGGACAGGCUCUGGAGCCCUCGGAGCCCAAGGUCCUGCGCGCACUGGUGGAACUGAGGAAGAUCUGUACCCAGGGCCUCCAGCGCAUCUUCUACCUGAAGCUGGAGGACUUGGUGUCCCCACCUUCUGUCAUUGACAAGCUCUUCCUUGAUACCCUGCCUUUCUGAGCAAGGGAAGCCUGAGCAGAGAGCUACUUGCUCUGCUGGCAGCUGAUCAUUAAGUGAGCAAAAGGAUGGGUUUGAACACCUGCCACGCUGUCCUUCCUUCAGGGGAAAAGCAGCUCCCAUACGAAGCAAAGACUUUUUUUUUUCCCCUGGCACCUUUCCUUACAACCUAAAGCCAGAAACCUUGCAGAGUAUUGUGCUGGGGUUGUGUUUUAUAUUUAGGCUUUGGUGGGUGGGUUGGGAAGGGGUAAAUAGUUCAUGAGGCUUUUCUAAGAAAUUGCUGACAAAGCACUUUUGGAUGAUGCUAUCCCAGCAGUGGGGUGGGGAGAAAGGAUAAUAUAACUGUUUUAAAAACUCUUUCUGGGGAAUAUGAUUAUGGUUGCUUUGUAUUUAAAAAAUAAGAACAGCCAAGGGCUGUUCACCAGGGUAGGGCUGUGUCUUAAGACUGAUCCCUUUAGGAUAUACUUCCUGUGUCAAGGGUACAUACGUGGUGCAAACGAGGCAGAAAAUUCCCUUUUCUUCAUUUCUUUCUUCUUCUAAAAAAAAAAAAGUCAAAUGAUGGAAGAUUAUCUACAAAUCAGACUUAGCAAAAUGGUAAUGGCUAUUUGCUUCCAUAUACAAGUGCAAUUUUUUUAGAGUGCUGUCUUACUAAGUCUUGUUUGUGAACUCUCCCUUAUUUUGUAUGAAAAUAAGAAGGAGGCAGUCCUGUUAUCAAAUGGCACGCUCAUUUUCCUAGCUAAGGCUUGAUCCACCUGCCCUGUAGAACCCUUCGGAGGUGUGGCCCUUCUAAGACUUUCAGGCCGUUCUUGAUGGAAUUCGACCCCUGAUCACUAUCCAGCCGUCCUGAAGGGGGAUCGGAUUAUAAAAUGGAUUGCAUACAACUGUCUUCGCUGUGUUUUGUCAACCUGGACAGAGUUCUCUAAACCUUCUUCAGUUGUAGCAAGUUCCUGAUUCAUCCAUUCAGAAGUCCAAGGAGCACUGGGUGACUCAAUCAAGUGUUAACCCUAGGAGAACAAGCAGAUAAGUAGGAACUGGGUCAUACAGGGUAAGCACCAGAGAUGAUAAGGAUUUAUAUAUAUAUAUAUAUAUAAAAUUUAAUUUUUGUUAUUGGUUAGAGACAAUUUUGGAAAGCAAGAGAAUCAUCUUUUAAAAGAAAAGAAGAAAAGAUAGUAUUAAUGUGCGCACUAGAGAAGAUUAGUGGGUUGCGGUUCAACAUUCCGUGUUUGUGCCCCCUUUUAUAUGUUUUUACUGUUGAUGCCAUAUUAUUAUGAAAUAAUUUGUUGCAUAGUGUCCUUAUUUGUAUGAACAUUUGUAUGCACGUUAUAUUGUAAUAGCUUUGCCUGUAUUUAUUGCAAGACCACCAGCUCCUGGAGGCUGAGUUACAGAAUAAUCAAAUGAGGUGUUCGUGGUGACUUGGAUACACCAACUAGAAAUUAAAUAAGCAUAUAUAUAUAUA
Messenger RNA from Arvicanthis niloticus (Nile rat), 4079 nucleotides. It is a transcript of the gene Nr4a3, whose product is annotated as nuclear receptor subfamily 4 group A member 3. The record is from RefSeq and is a predicted model, not a curated record. Gene Ontology annotation, molecular function: RNA polymerase II cis-regulatory region sequence-specific DNA binding; nuclear receptor activity; zinc ion binding. Gene Ontology annotation, biological process: regulation of transcription by RNA polymerase II; cellular response to corticotropin-releasing hormone stimulus. Lineage: Eukaryota; Metazoa; Chordata; Mammalia; Rodentia; Muridae. Gene Ontology annotation, cellular component: transcription regulator complex; nucleus.